Molecule: messenger RNA, 9755 nt
Organism: Amphiprion ocellaris (clown anemonefish)
Lineage: Eukaryota; Metazoa; Chordata; Actinopteri; Pomacentridae
Gene: prr12b
Product: proline rich 12b
Exons: 16
Coding region: 136-8805 (2889 amino acids)
Source: RefSeq, a predicted model, not a curated record
CACUCCUUCUCCUCCCCAUUCCUCCCAGUCUACAGGCUCGUCAAGCAGAGAAAUAAACAGAAUCGAGCGCUGAGAAGACAUUCCUCCCUCCCCUCCCCCUCACUAUUUGUCCAUCUUCAUCCUGCCCUUUCUUUCAUGGAGAGGAAUUAUCCCGCUGCAGGCUUCGGAGAUCUAGGGGCUGGGACAGGAUGGGGUUACGACAGAUCGGCCAAAGCAAGCCUCAUGUAUGGGAGCUCCAGGUCAUCCCACCCAGACUCAGAACUGCUUCACCGGCAAGCCUAUGCCACCCCCCACCCCCUCCAAGGCUAUGCAACCAACCACCACCCAGGAAACUCAAGACAGGGCGGAGCCUGGGGUGCUGCUGGACGCACACUUGGCCUGUCAGGGCUGAUUGAUGCCAGCCUCCACCAUGCCAGCCCUUCAGGUCCCGACCCCACAGUCAUGAAUCUGAUUUCAGCUCUGGAGUCCCGGGGUCCACAGCCCACACCCUCUGCUUCUUCCCUCCUGUCUCAGUUUCGCACUCCCUCUUGGCAGACUGCAAUGCACACACCGGCCCCAGCGGAGCUCUUUAUUUCAGGGGCACUUCCAGGUUCCAGCUCCUUCCCCUCCUCCUCAGCCCUUUCUGCAUACCAGCAUCCUGGCUCCUUUUCUGGACGAUCUUUCACUCCCUCACUAUCCCUGCAGGAUGCACCUACAUUUAGUCCGAAUUCUAAUGGCUUGCUAUCGUCACAUGAUUCCCUGCUACACAUCAAAACACCCUCUCAAUCCAGUUUGGGCUUUGAUCGCUUGCUGUCUUCCCAGAGUGCCACCUACCGGGGCUCUCAGGAGUCCCCUGCCCCUCCUCAAUCCCAGGCCCCACCCACUUCCUCCAGUUGCCACCUGCCUCCUCCCCAGUUCAACCUGUUGUCCUCUCAGCUCCACAACCAGUCCUCUCAGCUCUAUAAUGCCUCUGUGUUCUCUUCCACACCAGCCCUACAGCCUGUGGCACCCCCCCAGCCUCCUUCAGAGAGGGCAGUUUCUCGACAGGACAGUGUGAUCAAGCAUUACCAACGUUCAUCUCCAGCCGAGUCCACAACCCUACAGCAAUAUGUUAGCUGUGGUGGGUCAUCUGGCUAUCAGCAGAGAGUCAGCCGCCAUCGGCGUGCUGCAGUGUCCUGUAGUCCCCUGGAGGAACAGGGCCAAUCCUCUGACCCCAAGCCCUCAUCAAGGAUGGAGUCCCACACCUAUCAACCUAUCAUCCAAACACCCUACACAUCCUCUUCCUCCAGCUCAUCAGCUUCUUCUUCGUCGGCCACUAAGGGAGCCAAAAGUAACAGCUCUAGUAGUGGGUAUUCCUCUUCAGGCUCAGCAUCUUCUUCUUCCCGUGAACCACACACUACACCAUCAGCCUCCUCCACCACCUCUUCAACCUCUUCUAGCUCCAAGACAAGCACUAGCUCCUUGUCUGCUCCGUCUCAUCAGCAACCCCCACCACAGUCAGCUCCAGGACCACCUCCUCUACCAGUGGUGUCAUCCACUCUUGUUCAACAGCCAGCAGCCAAACAAUGCCUAUCCACAUAUGGCUCUCAAUCUGCAGCUAAAUCUAGCACAGGCCUACCCAACCAGACGCCUCCCAGGCAACAUACCCAAUCCUACUCUCCCAACCAACCUCCAUCAACACAAAUGGCCCAACCUUACGGAGGUUUCAGCUCACCUCAUGCCCAGGACUUAAACUCAGGAGCAGGGGGCACUGGGGGUAAAAUGUUCACUGGUAUAGGUGCAGAAGGACGCUCUUUUUCUGCAGAGGUGGUCUUUGAGGAUUCAGGUUUUGGCCCAGCUUCUCUCAGAAGAGCAAGAAGUCCUUCAUUAGGUUAUGGGAGUGGAUCAACAGGCAGUGGAUCUGUGUCAGGAUUGACUGCACUUGGCAGUGGAGUUGGAUCUGCAGGGUCAGGCAGCAGGGCAGCUGGUGUUGGCAAUGGAGCUAGUGGCUCUUACCACCUGCCUGAGUCAAGCAUGUCACCCUCUGUCAAUUCUACUAUCAGUCGCCCUGGAUUGCAUUCUCCUGCUGCUGCUCGUCCUGCACAGUCCCCUGGAGGCUCAGGGGCCACAAAAUACAUGCCCUCUAUUCUGUCACCUUCUUUUAUGUCCUCACCACGAGGUUUUGCUGAAACACAACAAGCUCAGAGCCAGUCCUACCACUCAACACCACCCAAGCCAAAAACAGAGACAAACAUACUGGGAGUUGAGCAAACCCAGGGUGAAGAAGAGGAUGAUGACGAUUUCCUAAUCCACCACUUACUACAUGCCCAAAGCUCAACUCCCCAUCCUUCCCAGCAUCACCCACAUCCUCAGCAACUACCCCAACCACUCUCACAAACAAGGGACGGAGAAGGAAAGGGAUUGACCUAUGAUGUUAACAAAAUUUCAGAGGAACGGUACCACCUUCAGAGUGUCAUUCGUACCAAUAACACCACCAGCAGUUCAGGUCCUGGAACAAUUAUUAGUGAUAAUGCAAGUGGCUUAAGCAGACAGUUAGAAAUAUCACAGAAGAAACAGCAGACCAAGUCGGAGCUGACCAUAUCAAAGUCCACAUCUGGAGUGGUGCAAGGGGUUUCUGAUUCUCUUUCCCACCCCCAUACUACCCCCUCACAUCAACAACAGCAUGAGUCUCUGGGCUCUGUGGUCAAUUAUGGAAGAGGGGACCCUUACUCACAACACCCACACUCCCAACAUCCCCAUCAUACCUCACAUGUGUCCUCACACUCUCAGCACAAUCAGCAAUCCCAAAUCUCCCAGCACUCCCAGCAAACUCAACAUGGACAGCACUCUCAACAUUCUCAGCAUAGUCAUCCAAGUUCCCACUCACACAGCCACUCUCACAUAGAGCUAAAGAAACCUUCAGAUGCAAAUGACAAUGCCUACUUGUGUAACACACCAGAUGUGCAGCAGGCUAGACAAAGCCAGGUCCCUCUUUCUCUGAUGAAUUCAUCACCAGAUCCUCCUCAGCAAACUCACAUGUUGCAGUCUGUACUUUCGCAUACCACCCACAGCAAAAUGGACCACCAGCAAGCCCCUCCACAGCAGCAGCAGCAGCAACAACAACAGCAUUCUCUAAGCCAGCAGGCCAUGAUGAGUUCAGCUGGCGGAGCAGGGCCUGUCGAGGUAAAGACCCACCCACAGAACCAGUCUUCACACUUGCAACUCCAGCUCCAGACUCACUACAGGCUUGGCGCUCAGCCAAGAGAUCAAGCCAGUCAGAAUUCAAUGUCUCCACUAGACAUGCUGAAUCAAUCUCUUACUCGGGCCAACAGCAGAGACAGUGGACCUCUAGACCAAACUGGGAUUGGGGUGACUGUGACAGGAGGAGAGGGAGGUGCUGGAGACAGGCAUAGACAGCAGCACAGACUUACACCUCACCACCAUCCCCAGCAAACAGCUGCAGAUCUCCAUGAUUUUCUUGCUGAGCCAGACUUGGGCUUAUCGUCCCCUUCACACCUGCAUCACCUCAACCAGCCUCAGGCCCAAGCCCACCCCCAUGCCCUCCACCAACAGCAAGCACAUACUCACCAUCAUCUGCCACACACUCAGUUACCUCACCCACACUCCCACCGGAUGGCAGCAAAUAUGAGGACUCCCCCACAACAGCAGCAACCUCGACCAAGAGAGCCUGUCACAACUGUGAGUGUGACACAACUGUCACACUCACAAUUGGACCAGCUCAAACAGCACCAGUUUGACACAGUGAGCCCAGCAGAUAAAGUGGGACAGAAUCAUGCUCAGCAUCAGCAGCGGUUUGCACCUCUAACGUCCAUUUGCUUUCCAGAGUCUCUCUUACAUGAUGAAGACCGCUCUUUCUUUCCUGACAUGGAGGACAUGUUUUGUUCAACUGAUUACAAAUCAAGUUGUGCUGGGGAUUCUGGGACAGGACAGGCUGCUCAAGAAAGCCUCAGCCAGGGCCAUGGGCAGGCGCAAGAUGGUAUGGAGUCCUUAAAAACAGGAGGUGUUGGAGAGGGCUAUGAUAUGGUUGGUCAUCACAGUGAUCAAGGCUAUGGGCAGUAUUGCCGUAGCCUUUCAAGGACAGGUAAUGGCAAUCUACACUUAGACCUUGACUCUCUGAAGGGCCAUGAGCUCCCCUCCACUGUGAACACUGACCAGCUUGGCCUCAUCCAGUCCCAAACUACCACUUUGGGAUUGAGUUCCUCACCUGAGGUGGAUGGCUCAGUCAACAAGAUGGUGGGAGCUGUUGGAAUCGGUGGAAAUUCCAAUACUACUGGUCUGACCUCACCUAUCUUCUGUUCUUCUCGACCCAAGAAACUGCUGAAGACCAGUUCAUUUCAUUUGCUUAAACAGCGGCGUGAACCUCAACCUCAAACAAAGAAAAACUAUGCGCAGGAGUAUGAAUUUGAGGAUGAUGAAGAUAAAGCUGAUGUUCCAGCAGAUAUUCGUCUCAACAAUCGACGCCUUCCUGAUCUGUUGCCUGACUUGGUGUCUAGUUGUAGGAAGGCAGCUGGGACAUCUGGGGUAAGUGGGCUCAGUCCACUGAUGGGUGACAUGGACUUCUGCCAACCCUCCAGCUACUCUUCCCUUGGACACCCUCCACAGCUCUUCCCACAAGAAGGCCCUAAGAAAAGAGGAAGGAAACCAACUAAACCAAAACGUGAAGGUCCUCCUCGUCCAAGAGGCAGACCACGCAUACGUCCUCUUCCAGAGCCUCCUUACUGCAGGGGAUUGAUGGGAUCAGUGGUUGGAGAAAAUAGGAGGGGGCGUGGGAGGGGUCGAGGACGAGGCAGAAAGGAGGAAGGGCUGGUGGAAACACAUGGUGAUAUUAACAAAGCACAAAGCCUUCCAUAUCAUCAUCAGCAACAGUACAGCCAACAGCAGCAUCUCCAACAGCAUCCACAACAACAUCACAGCCAGCAGGCAGAUCUUCACCACCCACCACACCAGCAGCAACAACAGCAUCACCUGCAUCAUCAGCAGCAGCAUGUUUCUUGUUCUCACCACCAGCUGCAUCAUCAACAGCAUCAUCAGCCACAACAACAGCCAUCUCAGCAGCCGCAGCAAGAUCCAGUUAGACCUAUCAAGAUCAAACUGCCUGUUUCAACCAUGCCUUCGUCAGAGUCCUUGUUGAGGACAGACUCACUGUCUAGCAGUGAACCAAUUCUGUCUGAUGGAUCAGUGGGGUCAGCACCAUCUCUGGGCCUAAGUCCUGGACCCAGCAUCACCAUGGACAUCAACAGAAAUGAACUGAACCAGGCACAAGACAAGAUUAUGAUGCAUCAGCAGAGAGCGGAAGAGAUGAUGGUGGAUCGAUGGAAGAAAGAAUCUGAUGACCCACUGAAUUCUGAAGCUUGGACUGCUAUGCAGAAACUCUCCAAUUCAGCUGACGAGAAGGCCUUUGACUUCAAACCUGCCUUCAUGGCCUCUUUUUUGGAUUUCCUGAAGACAGGCAAAAAACAGUCAGACCUUGACACAGGACAUGAUGAAAGCGAGCAAGAAACUCUAAACCCCUGUUUCUCUUUGAAGGGCGGUAUUAGACCCUUAUCCCCACCUCCUCCUUCCCUAUCCCCAAGUCCUCCACAGCAGCCUCCGGAAACAUUCGAUGAGGGAGAGCAGGGUGAGGGGACGGACCUGGCCCUCAGCAACUGCCCAAGCCCCUGCAAGCCUCUGGAUGAGGAGCUGAAAAGGAACUUGGAGACACUUCCUUCCUUCUCCUCUGAUGAAGAGGACUCGGUCAGUAAGAACCAGGACCUGCAGAAGAGCAUCUCAUCUGCCAUCUCUGCUCUCUAUGACACCCCACACUCACUGGCUGCUGCAAUGGCUUCAGCAAUGAUCAAAGCCCAACCGACACAAUCCCCACCUACACCCCAGGAGCCAUCAUUCAGUCCCCCUCUCCCUGCCAUGCCUCCCCUUAUUCCCACUAUGGAGAACAGAAAAGAGGAGGCCCCUACAUACUCUCAGAAGCACACACAGGACGAGGAAGAACAAAAACCCUCCCCACAGUCAAACCCAGAAGAAACAGAUGAGAGAAUGUCUGAGCAAGGAGAAGAGGCGGAAGAGGAUGAGGCUGAGGAGAGAGGAGAGGAGACUGUGAAUUAUGAAGAUAUAAUGAAAGAGUCGCAGAAUUUGCCGCAAGGAAUCCUGAAAGGGGAGGAGGAGGAGGAGGAGGAGGAGGAGAAGGAGGAGGAGGAGAGGAAGGAUGAGGAGAGGAUGUCAGAAGUGCAGAUUUUGGAGGUUCCUAAAGUUCAAGAUUCUCCAUCAGGACCUGUGCUUGCUCAUGCACCUCCAUCACCAUCCCUAUCCAUCUCCCCCUCGCCACCCACCUACUCCUCACCCUCACCGCUCCCUCCCCUGUGUUUUUCUGUACCAUCCCCACUGCCAAUCCACCAAGAUGAGGAAGAAGAGAGUCCAACUUGUCCUCUCUCUGAUCAGCAGCAGUCCUCAUUCCAACAGACUCCAACAGCAGGCACUUCCCCACCCCCGUCCACAUCCCCUCCGGCCAAUCCGUCAUCACCCCUCUCCAACCUUCCACUGGGUCAGCCAAUUCCCCCUCCUUCCACCACACCUCCCCCAUCAUCUUCUGAUCAGGACCAGGAGCCUGAAGCUGGACAGCCUUCCCCAUCUGCACUCUCCUCUUCUUCCCCCUGUUCAUCAUCCUCUCAGCCACCAUCACCUCCAACCCCAGAGGAGGCCCCAGCAUCCCAGCGUCUUACCUCCCUCCACUUGGCAAAGAAGCAGGCUGAUGCUGCCAUCGCUGGGGAAAGUGAAGAAGAGGACAGUGAGAGUGGAGGCGAGGGAAUCUUUCGUGAACGAGAUGAGUUUGUGGUGCGAACUGAGGACAUCAGAACUCUUAAGAUGGCCUUGCAGACAGGCCGGGAGCCCCCACCAAUUUGGAGGGUGCAGAAAGCUUUGCUGCAGAAAUUCAGCCCAGAGAUCAAAGAUGGUCAGAGGCAGUUCUGUGCAACCAGUAAUUAUUUGGGUUACUUUGGUGAUGCCAAAAUGCGUUACCAGCGUUUAUAUGUGAAGUUCUUGGAGAAUGUCAACAAAAAAGAUUAUGUUAGAGUGUGUUCCCGGAAGCCAUGGCACAGAGCCAGUCUGACUCUGAGACGCCAGUCGCUACCUAAACAGCUUCCCACAAUUCACAGUCAGGCCCAACCUCGAAUGGAAAGAGAUGACAAAGACAAGGAAAGACAGAAAGAGAGAGAGCUGAAGGAGCAGAGGGAAAAGGAAAAAGAACAGAAAGAGAGGGAACACAAGAAGAGAAUAGAAAAGGAAUACAAGGAAAGAGAGAGGAAAGAUGAGAGAGGGCAAAAAGAGAAGGAGAAACAUGAAAGAGAGCAGAAAGAGAGGGAUGAGAAAGAAAAGAUGGACAGUGAAAAAGUGGACAGAGAGCAAAAGGGGAGGGAUCGUAGAAGAAAGGAGAAAGAAAUGGAAUGGGAGAAAAAGAGUGACAGUGAAAGAAGGGAGAAAGAGCAUAGAGAGAGGGAGAAAAGAGAAAAAGAGCAAAAGGACAAGGAGAGAAAGGAAUAUGAGCGAGAGCAAAAGGAGAGGGAACUGAAAGAGAGGGAUAAAAGAAACAGGGAGCACAGAGAGAAGGAGAAGCAGGACAUAGAGCAGAGAGAAAGGGAGAAACAGGAAAGAGAAUGGAUAGAAAGGGAAAAACAAGUAAGGGAGUGGAGAGAAAGGGGAAAACAGGAAAUAGAACAAAAAGAAAGGGAGAGACAAGAGAGGGAGUGGAAAGAGAAGGAACAAAAAGAAAGGGAAAUACAGGAGGAAGAGCUUAAAGAAAAGGAAAAACAGGAGUUGGAGCAAAGUGAAAAGGAGAGUCAGGAGGUAGAGCAAAAAGAGAGAGAGAAACAAGAUAAAGAGAGAAGAGAAAAGAUAGAAAAGGAGAAACAGGAUAGGGACUGGAGAGAGAAGCAGAGAGAGCAGAAAGACAGAGAAGAGAAGGAAAGUGAAAAUGAGAGGGAGCAGAAAGAAAAAGAAAGAAGGGAAAGGGAGAGGGAGAAGCAAAGAGAUCAGGAGAACGCAAAAAGGGAGAGAGCAGAACGAGAAAGGAGAGAUGACACCAUGGAAUUUGCAAGGCUCAGGGAGAAGCAAGGAGAGAAGAAGAUGGAAUGUCAGUCCAGAGCCAAAACAUCAAAGGACAAGGCUGAGCCUCCCCCCAAGAAGAGAAAGAAGUGGCUGAAGGAAGUGCCAUCUUCCUCCUCUGAGUCUGAUUCCUCUCCACCAAGUGAUGAUGAAGGGCUCAUGCGGGGUGGAGCUAACAACUGGGCUAUGAGGGAGAUGUUCAGGAGCUAUGUGGAGAUGCUGGUCAGCACAGCACUGGACCCUGAUAUGAUCCAAGCACUGGAGGACACUGAUGAUGAGUUGUACCUCCCGCCCAUGAGGAAAAUUGAUAGCCUGCUAAGUGAACAGAAGAAGAGGUUGUUAAGGAGAGUCAACAUGAGUGCUCAGCAACAGGAGGCUUUACAUAUAUUCCCAAAAAUGACAGCAGACCCUCUGGAAUCAGGAGUUGUCAAAGUUCACCUUGGUGGGGAAGGCUACAAUCGUAAAACCCUCAACCGGGUCAAGAGGAGUAUUCCUAAGCAGCAGGAUAUGAAGCUUUCAAUCGAAACUUGUCGGAUAUACAGUCUGUAUCAUUCUCUUCACCACUACAAGUAUCACACCUUUCUGCAUUGCAAGAAAGAGACAGAUAAUAUUGAGCAGGCGGCAGAGGACCCUGGCCAGGAGGAAGUGGUGCAGCAGUGCAUGGCGAACCAAGGCUGGCUGGAGAGCCUCUUUAACUCCUUCAUGGAACUGCUCGCCCUCAGUGCCAAGGCCUGAAGGAGGCCUACAGCCCCUGCCCCUACACUCACAUAUCCACAUACAGUAUUAAGUAGAUGGAGGUAUCUACAUUUGUGAAACCACUCUGAAGAAACUUUAUGGAUACUAGUGGUGCAAUGGUUCCAGUGAGAACAGCCACUGUUGGUUUGUUUUUGGAAGGUUUAUUAUUUAAGUAUUUGUUUCAUUGUUGAAUCCAUCUUAAAGUACCUCUUCAUUUCAAGAAUUGUAUUGAAAGAUGGAGGUUUGUGAACUCCCCAAAAGUCAAAGUAAGGCGAUUUGGUCAGCACUAUGAAAGAUUUCAGUCAAGAACUACAGAAUAUUGACACAUGCCAAACUGUCUAUAAGUAUGUAUUGAUAACUAUGAUUUGUAUAAUUUAUACAAGGACAUUUUUAAAUGUAAUCCUGAGAUGGCAUUGCUUGCUGUUAUUAUUUUUGAAAAAUGUUUUAAAGGGGUAUACAAGGCCCACCUGUAUUUAUUGCUUUUGUUGGACCAGCAGAGGUGAAAUUAUGGAUGAGUGAGAUAAAAGUUAGGUUUAAAAGGACUAUGUGAUAGUCCCUUGGUUCUACCUGCCUCAGUAAAGAAGUUGAGCUUCAAAUGAAAAAUAUUUUAAACUAAACGUUGUUCUUUUUGUUUGUUUCUCAAAAAAGACAAUGAGAGAGGGUUUAAUGCCCUUAAUGAAGAGUCACAAUAAAAUAAAGCAAGACCUUCCUCAAGGAAGUGCAACGUGAAAUGAUCCAAAAGCAGAAAUGUCAGUGUUCAAUGUCAUUUUUAUCUGUUUGUUGUUGAUUGUUUCCUAUCAUUUGAUCUCUCUGUGGAUAUUCUUGCAGAGGAAUUUUGUUGUUUUGAUGUGUAAAUAUUGUACAGCUUCUUCAUUCUCUAGUUCCCAGUUGCUCUUCUGUACAUGAAAUACCUGUAUUUGACAUAAUGAAGUAAAACUGUUCAAAUAACA